Messenger RNA from Mycotypha africana, 972 nucleotides. RefSeq lists its product as uncharacterized. The annotation marks the transcript as partial. The record is from RefSeq and is a predicted model, not a curated record. Gene Ontology annotation, cellular component: U12-type spliceosomal complex. Gene Ontology annotation, biological process: mRNA splicing, via spliceosome. Gene Ontology annotation, molecular function: U12 snRNA binding; pre-mRNA intronic binding. NCBI's taxonomy places the organism in Eukaryota, Fungi, Mucoromycota, Mucoromycetes, Mucorales, Mycotyphaceae. The transcript has 2 exons.
CAGCCUGGAUUUGUGUUUUUAGACUUCCCUGACCGUGACACAGCUGAAAAGGCAUAUCAACAAUUACAAAAGAUCAAUUUCGGUUUAUACUUUAAAGAAAUCUGCGUGGAAUAUGCCACGCCAAAUCCUAGAUCACAGCAUGCGGCUUCCAUGAUACCAACCGCGUCGAUAUUCACAGCGGAAGAUAAGGAAAAGGCAGCCUAUCCCAUAUCAUCAACACAUGGUCUUCUCUACCCACCAAAUCCUCACCUUAAAUAUUGUUAUCCGGAUCCUACACUCGAUAUCAUAACCAAUAUUUCUUAUGCUAUUGCAUCAGUUCCAAGGCUUUAUACCCAAGUUCUUCAUUUGAUGAAUAAAUUGAAUAUGCCUCCACCUUUUGGUCCUAAUGUGAAAGAAGCGAAGCCAUCUGUUUUAAAAAAGAGCAGUCUGCAGAAGGAUAGUCUGUUAGCCAGUGAUGAAUCUGAACUAGAAGAGGACACUGUGGAAAAAGAAGAUGAAAAUGAGCGAAAACGCAUGUUAGACGCAGAUAUAGAACCUACACAUGAGAAAGUAAAGAGGCUAAGGUUGACUAGAAUGACCGCAGAGAAACAGAAGGAGGCUAUUCAUCAGAAUAAACAAAAAGCUAUUAAAGAAAAAUGCCUUCCCAUGUCUGAACUAGCUGCUUUGUCAGCCUUUAGAAAAUACGACGCUGGAGAACCUAAUUCAAAACUGUAUGUUAAGAAUCUACAUAAACACGUCUCACAGGAGGAUCUCCAGAAUAUUUUCAAGGUAUUUUCAAAAGACGUCAAAGUUGAAUUAAUGGUGAAAGGCAAAUUAAAGGGUCAGGCAUUCAUUACGUUCCCUGACGUGACAACUGCUCAGCAAGCUUUGGAGUGUACAAAUGGUUUCCCAUUGAAAGGAAAUAGGCCUAUGGCUGUUCAAUUUGGGCGGGCUACCAAACCAUCUGACGAAGAAGCUAGGACAAACGUUUAA